AUUAUCGCAAAGAUCAAAAAGGAAUGUGUCAAGGAAUCAUGAGCAGGGAAAAUCCUGUGAGAUUCAGCACAGACCAGAAAGAGAGCAGGGAAACCAACCAGGGGAGAAAGUGGGUACAUUUAUUUCCUGUCAGGGAACUCGGAAGGCCCUCAAGGAAACCACGACACAGCAGGAAAUCCUCAUGGGAAAGAGAAAAAAUACAUUCACUGAGUGUGGGAAAAACUUAAGUGACUACUCAGCCCUUAAAAAGCAUCAGAGAAUCCACACAGGGGAGAGGCCCUAUGAAUGCUGUGAGUGCAAAAAAUGCUUCACUAGCAGCUCAGACCUUUCUAAACAUCAGAGAAUCCACACAGGAGAGAGGCCCUAUGAAUGCAGUGAGUGUGGGAAAAACUUCACUCACAGAUCAAGCCUUUCUGUUCAUCUGCGAAUCCACACAGGGGAGAGGCCCUACAAAUGCAGUGAGUGUGGGAAAAGCUUCACUAGCAGCUCACACCUUUCUAAACAUCAGAGAAUCCACACAGAUGAGCGGCCCUAUGAAUGCAGUGAGUGUGGGAAAAGCUUCACUCAGAGAUCAGGCCUUUUUCAACAUCAGAAAAUCCACACAAAGGAGAAGCCCUAUGAAUGCAGUGAGUGUGGGAAAACGUUCAAUCGCAGCUCACAUCUUAUUACUCAUCACAGAAUCCACACAGGAGAGAAGCCCUACGAAUGCAAUGAGUGUGGGAAAAACUUCACUCACAGAUCAGCCCUUUCUGUUCAUCAGAGAAUCCACACAGGGGAGAGGCCCUACAAAUGCAGUGAGUGUGGGAUAGGCUUCACUAGCAGCUCACAUCUUUCUAAACAUCAGAGAAUCCAUACCGAUGAGAGGCCUUAUGAAUGCAGUGAGUGUGGAAAAAGCUUUACUCAAAGAUCAGCCCUUUUUCAGCAUCAGAGAAUCCACACAGGGGAGAGGCCCUAUGAAUGCAGUGAGUGUGGGGAAACCUUCAAUCGCAGCUCACACCUUAUUACUCAUCAGAGGAUCCACACAGGAGAGAGGCCCUACAAAUGCAGUGAGUGUGGGGAAAGCUUCAUUCAAAGAUCAGGCCUUUUCCACCAUCAGAGAAUCCACACAGGGGAGAGGCCCUAUGAAUGCUAUGAGUGUGGAAAAUGCUUCACUAGAAGCUCAGCCCUUUCUGUUCAUCAGACAAUCCACACAGGGGAGAGGCCCUAUGAAUGCAGUGAGUGUGGGAAAAGCUUCACUCACAGAUCACGCCUUUUUCACCAUCAGAGAAUCCACACAGGGGAGAGGCCCUACGAAUGCAGUGAGUGUGGGAAAACCUUCAAUUGCAGCUCGCACCUUAUUAGUCAUCAGAGCAUCCACACAGGAGAGUGGCCCUAUGAAUGCAGUGAGUGUGGGAAAAACUUCACUCACAGAUCAGCCCUUUCUCUUCAUCAGAGAAGCCACACAGGGGAGAGGCCCUAUAAAUGCAGUGAGUGUGGGAAAACCUUCAGUCGCAGUUCGCACCUUAUUAGUCAUCAAACAAUCCACACAGGAGAGAGGCCUUAUGAAUGCAGUGAAUGUGGGAAAAACUUCACUCACAGAUCAACCCUUUCUGUUCAUCAGAGAAUCCACACAGGGAAUAGGCCCUAUGAAUGCAGUGAGUAUGGGAAUACAUUCUCUUGGAACUCAAACCUGAGCAGUAAUAACUUUAUUCAUCAUCCAAAGACACGCUACAUGUUCCAUGAGUGUGGGAAAAGCUUCAAUCGGAGCUCUGCCCUUAUCACACAUCAGACAAUCCACACAGGUGAGAAACCUUAUGAAUGCUCUGAGUGUGGGAAAUGCUUCAUCGAUAGUUCAGCCCUCAUCUCACAUCAGCGAAUCCACACAGGAGAAGCGCCCCACACAUGCUCAGAGUGCGGGAAAAUCUUUAGUUGGAGCUCUACUCUGAACACACAUCUUAGAAUCCACACAGGGGAGAAGCCCUACACAUGCUCUGAGUGCGGGAAAAGCUUUAGUCAGAGCUCUGCCCUUAUCAGACAUCAGAGAAUCCACACAGGAGAGACGCCCUACACGUGCUCUGAGUGCGGGAAAAGCUUCCGUCAGAGUUCAAACCUUAUCACACAUCAGAGAAUCCACACAGGAGAGACGCCCUACACGUGCAUUGAGUGCGGGAAAAGCUUCAAUCACCACUCUACCCUUAUCAAACAUCAGAGAAUCCACACAGGAGAAAGGCCCUACACAUGCUCUGAGUGUGGGAAAAGCUUUAGGCAGAGCUCAAACCUUAUCAAACAUAGGAAAAUCCACACAGGUGAGAAACUUUAUGGAUGCUCUGAGUGUGGGAAAUGUUUCUCUAAUCGUUCAGACCACUUCUUACAUCACAAAAUCACACAGGUGAGAAGCCCUACACAUGCUCUGAGUGCGGGAAAAGCUUUAGUCAGAACUCACACCGUAUCAGGCAUCAGAUAAUCCACACAGGGGAGACACUGUACACGUGCUCUGAGUGUGGGAAAAGCUUCAA
Mauremys reevesii (Reeves's turtle) is the source of this 2495-nucleotide messenger RNA. Its product is annotated as zinc finger protein 850-like. The coding region runs from base 182 to 2443 and encodes 753 amino acids. NCBI's taxonomy places the organism in Eukaryota, Metazoa, Chordata, Testudines, Geoemydidae. Gene Ontology annotation, molecular function: DNA-binding transcription factor activity, RNA polymerase II-specific; RNA polymerase II cis-regulatory region sequence-specific DNA binding. The record is from RefSeq and is a predicted model, not a curated record. Gene Ontology annotation, biological process: regulation of transcription by RNA polymerase II; central nervous system development. Gene Ontology annotation, cellular component: nucleus. The transcript is spliced from 3 exons.